GGAGGAGAAGUCAGACAUUGCCCUUAACACGCUCGCGGAGUAACUGUCGCGCGGGAAACAAAGGCUCGACUGCUGUGAAGUCAACAGUCGCGCUCUCCAUCCUGAAGCAUGUGAGAGUCUGCUGCUGCUACAAAGGGACGCCAGAACACAUUCACCGUCGGGUUGAGCGCCGCUCGCCGGAAAACAGAGACCACAAGUCCCCGCCAAGAGCUGAAUUUGCAACCUGAGAGAGUCACCGAAUUAAUGGCCAUCAUUAGAAAGUAGUAGCCCAGUCAUAUUGAUCGCCUAUAUCGUUUACGCCUCCGAGCGGGGGGGUUGUUUUCUUCUGAGCGUGCGCGAGAGAAACAUUCGCUAUCAAAAGGGAACGGUCUGACCAUUGAUCUUGGCAUUGCGAUGGCGCUUUAAAUCGUCUGAAUGUCUUGAAUACAUUUCAACAACCGAUUGCAAUGUAACAGUGCGAGAUAAGUUACAUUUUCCUUUUCGCAGGGAGUACAGCGCAUCCCCGUGGUACAGUACGUGCUCGGGUGUGGGAGAACCACAUCUAGUAAUAUACUGAUGAAACUGGGCGGGAUGAUCCAAUAUGGCCGUGUGGACCUGGAUUUAGCAGCAUAUGAUGAUGUCGGAGGCUUUGUCACAGCAAGAGAGACUUCGGGCCAUUGCUGAGAAGAGAAAGAGAGAGGCUGAGAUUGAGAACAAAAGAAGACAACUUGAGGAUGACCGCAGACAACUCCAGCAUCUCAAGUCAAAGGCAUUGAGAGAGCGAUGGCUGUUGGACGGAGCGCCAUCCAGUGGAGAGGACGAGGCACAGAAACAACUACAAGAGGAUGAAGCCAAGACCAAACUACUGGAGCAGACCAUCCUCAGACUAGAACAGGAGAUUGAUGAGCUUGAGAGUGGCGUGGCUUUGAAUAAAGGAGAAAAUUCACCUGAUGGUCCAGUGAAGGCCGUUGAGAAUGGCAUACAGCAGACCAGCCCUAACGCAGAUCAAAAUAGCAAGAAACAGAUCACAGGCAUCGAGGCCAAACUGCAGUGCACCAACCCUGAUGUAGCCAUUGAGAAUGCCAGCUCAGAUCAUCCCGUCACCAUGGUGUUCAUGGGCUACAAGAAUGUAGAGGAUGAGGCUGAGACCAAGAAGGCACUGGGCAUAGAGGAGACAGUGAAAGCUGAAUUUGUGGUCAUUGAGGACGGCGAGAGCAAAGGCGGAAACGAAGGAGCCAAAGAGGACCAGGCCCCACCUAAUGGCAGCGCCUCCAGUCCUGACAAAUCUCAGGAUGAGGCCAAGAAGGAGGAAUCGAAAGAAGAAGGUAAUUCAAAAGAAAAGCAGCCUUGCAAGUGCUGCACAGUCAUGUGAGGGCGACCGCUCACCCUGAAGUUUAGACUCUGAUGGAAACCUGACCCCGACCAUAACACAACAAUGAAUAAGUAUACCCCGUAUACUUAUAAUCAACUUUUGUUGUCUAGUAUGUAUUUCCUUUUUUUUCUAUUAAUAUUUUUCUAUAUUUCUGUCUUGACAUUUAUAUAUCUAUAUAUACAUAUAUUUUCAUUAUGUAAUCUUAUGAAGUCCAGUAUUUUGCUUGUUGAAGAACAGAAAAAUGAGGACCACAUCAGACUCAACAUGGUUAAAAGAACUUUUUUGUGGCCCUCAUCCUUAUUUUGUUUUAAGAAAAAAUAAGAUGAACAUCUCAAUAUAUAUGAAAUAGCUAUUUAUCUCCCGUAUACAUUAGUGUUUCUAAGAUAUUACUUUAUAACAGAAGACAUGGCUAUAUUGAUAUUACAAUAUUAUGCUUUUAAUAUAUAUUUUGAGCCUUUUGUUUUGUUUAUUUUAUUUUAUUUUUUUGUUGCCAAAUCAUCUCAGACCACUGUGAACACUGGUACAUGGAGUGUCGUCUUUGUCCACAAUCAUACAUUCUGCUUUACACCUCGUAGUAGGCCAAUGUUUGUAAAUAUGAUGCAAUUAUUUAUGACUGUUCAUGCUAUGAUAGUAUACAUGUAAUCAUGUUUUUAUUCAAAUAGGCUGCAGUGAUUACCCUAGAUCCCGGUCAUAACCACAGCAGAUAUCUGUUUGAACAGUAAAUCACUUUUUACAAGAUACCCAUUUUAAACCCUUUUAAAUCUCUUUUCUACAUGAAUGAUAACAUUGUUAGAUAUAACUGUAAUCAAUAUUAUUUUUUGAAAAUUUAGUAACAUUGCAAUGCCUCAUAUUACACGUAGCCCAUAUUAUUAAAAAACAUUCUUACAUUAUGCUAAAUAUAUCUUUAUAUCAUUUGAAGAAAAAAAAAGAAAUGUGUGAAAUUGAGGGGUUUUGGUGUUAAAUGGGUUGCUGUAAGUUGGUAUGCCCUCAAUUAAACAAGAGUCCAAUAUCCAUGUUUCAGUGUUCAGGCAGUUCAUUCACAAUGAUGAAUCAUUCAUUAGUGUUAGUUCAAGAUAAACAGUCUGGGGUCUAAAACAUGUUUCUCAUUCUGAGAUCACAGCUUUGUAAGUGUAGUUUUGCCAUCUUUCUGAUAUUUCAAUUUAAUUAAUUAUUUCAUUUUGUGUAAGACAGUAUGUGUUGUGGAUGUCAAAUAAUGUCAUGAGUUAUCGGUGCUUUAUUGGUAUGGCCAAUGCCUGUUAUGGUCCAAGUGUUUAAAUUAGGAACA
Messenger RNA from Sinocyclocheilus grahami, 2636 nucleotides. It is a transcript of the gene palm1b, whose product is annotated as paralemmin 1b. Gene Ontology annotation, biological process: regulation of cell shape. The transcript is spliced from 9 exons. Bases 611 to 1351 code for a protein of 246 amino acids. Gene Ontology annotation, cellular component: membrane. NCBI's taxonomy places the organism in Eukaryota, Metazoa, Chordata, Actinopteri, Cypriniformes, Cyprinidae. The record is from RefSeq and is a predicted model, not a curated record.